GGCCGGCCGCGGAGCAGAGCGGAGAUCGGCGACCCCGCGCCGCAGCCCAGUUACCCCGGAGCGCCUCGGAUCCCGUGCAGGGCGCCGGCUCCAUGGCGACCGGACUCGGGGAACCAGUCUACGGACUUUCGGAAGAGGAGGGGGAAUCCCGCAUCCUCAGAGUAAAAGUUGUUUCUGGGAUUGAUCUCGCUAAGAAGGACAUCUUUGGAGCCAGUGACCCAUAUGUGAAGCUUUCAUUGUAUGUGGCAGAUGAAAACAGAGAACUUGCUUUGGUUCAAACAAAAACAAUUAAAAAGACGCUGAACCCGAAAUGGAAUGAAGAAUUUUAUUUUAGAGUAAACCCAUCUAAUCACAGGCUCUUGUUCGAAGUAUUUGACGAAAACAGAUUGACGCGAGACGACUUCCUGGGCCAAGUGGACGUGCCUCUCAGUCACCUUCCGACAGAAGACCCCACCAUGGAGCGACCCUAUACAUUUAAGGACUUUCUGCUUCGACCAAGAAGUCAUAAAUCUCGAGUGAAGGGAUUUCUGCGGUUGAAAAUGGCCUACAUGCCGAAAAAUGGAGGUCAAGAUGAGGAAAGCAGUGAGCAAAGGGACGACAUGGAGCACGGGUGGGAAGUGGUAGACUCGAGUGACUCAGCUUCUCAGCACCAGGAAGAGCUUCCUCCUCCUCCUCUGCCCCCAGGAUGGGAAGAGAAAGUGGACAAUUUAGGCCGCACUUACUAUGUGAACCACAACAACCGGACCACACAGUGGCACCGACCGAGCAUGAUGGAUGUGUCCUCCGAGUCGGACAACAACAUCAGACAGAUCAACCAGGAGGCCGCACACCGUCGCUUCCGCUCACGCAGACACAUCAGUGAGGACUUGGAGCCCGAGGCCUCGGAAGGUGGAGAGGGCCCUGAGCCCUGGGAGACCAUUUCAGAGGAAGUAAACAUGGCAGGAGACUCCCUCAGCCUGGCGCUGCCCCCGCCUCCCGCCUCCCCAGUGUCUCGGAACAGCCCCCAGGAGCUGUCGGAGGAGCUGAGCAGAAGGCUUCAGAUCACCCCAGACGCCAAUGGGGAGCAGUUCAGUUCUCUGAUUCAGAGAGAACCUUCCUCGAGGCUGCGGUCCUGUAGUGUCACGGAUGCUGUCGCCGAGCAGGCCCACCUACCACCGCCCAGUACCCCAACUAGGAGAGCACGUUCGUCCACUGUGACGGGUGGUGAGGAAUCAACGCCAUCAGUGGCCUAUGUACAUACCACGCCGGGCCUACCUUCAGGCUGGGAAGAAAGAAAAGAUGCUAAGGGACGCACAUACUAUGUCAAUCAUAACAAUCGAACCACAACUUGGACUCGACCAAUCAUGCAGCUUGCAGAAGAUGGUGCCUCUGGAUCAGCCACAAACAGUAGCAACCACCUAAUCGAGCCUCAGAUCCGCCGGCCUCGUAGUCUCAGUUCGCCAACAGUAACUUUAUCUGCCCCACUGGAGGGUGCCAAGGACUCACCCAUACGUCGGGCUGUGAAAGAUACCCUUUCCAAUCCACAGUCCCCUCAGCCAUCACCUUACAACUCCCCCAAACCACAACACAAAGUCACACAGAGCUUCCUGCCACCCGGCUGGGAAAUGAGGAUAGCUCCAAAUGGCCGGCCCUUCUUCAUUGACCAUAACACAAAGACUACGACCUGGGAAGAUCCACGCCUGAAAUUUCCAGUACAUAUGCGGUCAAAAGCAUCUUUAAACCCCAACGACCUUGGCCCUCUUCCUCCUGGUUGGGAAGAAAGAAUUCACUUGGAUGGCCGGACGUUUUAUAUUGAUCAUAAUAGCAAAAUUACUCAAUGGGAAGAUCCAAGACUGCAGAACCCAGCCAUCACUGGCCCGGCUGUUCCUUAUUCCAGAGAAUUUAAGCAGAAAUAUGACUACUUUAGGAAGAAAUUAAAGAAACCCGCGGAUAUUCCAAAUAGAUUUGAAAUGAAACUUCACAGGAAUAACAUAUUUGAAGAAUCUUAUCGGAGAAUCAUGUCUGUGAAAAGACCAGAUGUCCUAAAAGCUAGACUAUGGAUUGAAUUUGAAUCAGAGAAGGGUCUAGACUAUGGGGGUGUGGCCAGAGAAUGGUUUUUCUUACUGUCCAAAGAGAUGUUCAACCCCUACUAUGGUCUCUUCGAGUAUUCUGCAACGGACAACUAUACACUUCAGAUCAACCCCAAUUCAGGCCUCUGUAAUGAAGAUCAUUUGUCCUAUUUUACUUUCAUUGGAAGAGUUGCAGGUCUGGCAGUAUUUCAUGGGAAACUCUUAGAUGGUUUCUUCAUUCGACCGUUUUACAAGAUGAUGCUGGGAAAGCAAAUAACUCUGAAUGACAUGGAGUCUGUGGACAGUGAAUACUACAACUCUUUGAAGUGGAUCUUAGAAAACGAUCCUACUGAACUGGACCUCAUGUUCUGCAUAGAUGAAGAGAACUUUGGGCAGACAUAUCAAGUGGAUCUGAAGCCCAAUGGGUCAGAAAUAAUGGUGACAAAUGAAAACAAAAGGGAAUAUAUUGACCUCGUCAUCCAGUGGAGAUUUGUGAACCGGGUCCAGAAGCAAAUGAAUGCCUUCCUGGAGGGAUUCACAGAACUGCUUCCUAUCGACUUGAUUAAAAUUUUUGAUGAAAAUGAGCUGGAGUUGCUGAUGUGUGGCCUUGGAGACGUGGACGUGAACGAUUGGAGACAGCAUUCUAUAUACAAGAACGGCUACUGCCCAAAUCACCCCGUGAUCCAGUGGUUCUGGAAGGCUGUGCUGCUGAUGGAUGCUGAGAAGCGGAUCCGGCUGCUGCAGUUUGUCACAGGGACCUCUCGAGUCCCCAUGAAUGGAUUUGCCGAACUUUAUGGUUCCAAUGGACCUCAGCUGUUUACAAUAGAGCAGUGGGGCAGUCCUGAAAAACUGCCCAGAGCUCACACCUGCUUUAAUCGCCUUGACUUACCUCCAUACGAAACCUUCGAAGAUUUACGUGAGAAACUUCUCAUGGCCGUGGAAAAUGCCCAAGGAUUUGAAGGGGUGGAUUAAAGUCUCCUGCCUCACGGGGGCGCCGUCCAUCCAGCAAGUUCCGCAUGCACUUUUGCAUUUGUCUAACAAGACUUUUGCAGGGCCGGUGGCAAGAGAGCAGCUGCACAGCCUGGCUACUGGAGCCUAGCCUUCUCCAGGCCACGCCCAAGUUCCACCGCAGGAACCAGACCAGGCUCCAGUUCCUGCCUCUUCCACCACCAACUCUCAACUGGUUGACCUGUACACUAAUUACAUUUCAGGAGGAUGUGUUCUAUUUAUGUUGUGCCUCUGCAGGCAAGCCCUUAAUAAAUAUUUUGCAUACUUUCUAAUGACAAUGAAUGGAAUUAAUCACUCUACAGGUAUAGUAUUUCAGCUCAUGUUUACUUUUUAAAACUGAUUUAGACCAAGUCUCAGAUUUUAUUUCAUUACAAUUAAAGAUGUCUCAUGUACUUGGAAAAGUGACCCUAUUUGUUUUUGUAUUUGGAUUUCAUACAGGCUCCAUGUCAGUGACAUUUUUUUAAGUACUUUGACAGGCCCACCCUCUUAGAAACAGAAGACUAAUUUUUGUCCCUUCUAAAGACGAGUACUUUGAGAGAAUUUCAAAUAUAACAUUCAGCAUAGUGAUGAUUUCGUUUUCCAUAGUCACAAUGAAAAUAAACUGGAUAUUACUUUUUUUUGGUACAAAUUUAGGUAAUAGCUGACAGGCUGAGAUGUAACAUAGCAUGAUAUAUUUGUGUCAACCUGAAAGGAAUCACACCACCAUUCCUUAGAAGCAAUGGGGUGUGCUAGCGCAUACUGGAGACAGGGUUGGAGAAAAGUCCUUAGCCCUUCCUGUUGUUGUACAGCCAUCCUUUUAUUCUAUUUUCUUCUUUUCUGUUUGUAAUAGAAUGAAACCCACCACUGCUUGGUUCAAAAACCUGUGGGAGCCAGAUGCAUCUAAUCUCUUAUCUCUUGUGUGUUCCUUAUCGGUAGCUCAGUAGCCUGCUCUUAGGCACUAACUGCACCAAAUCUGAAGGCACUGGAUAUAGUACAUGGAGGUCCUAUCUGGUUUGUUUUGUUUAUCAUAAAUGUUAAACGUGAGUUUUUCUUAACUUGCACACAUCUUUCCAGUGCAAUAUCUAUCCUUUGUGAACUUGGCUGUGAGUGUAUAAAAACUCAGAGGUGAAGCUGGGCCUACAGAUGCUGUGCUGCCCAAUGUUUUGCAGUUUCUACCGGACUUACAAGUAUCUAUUUACUAUCCACUUAACCGAACUAUGUUCUGUAUGACCUGUUGCAUGCUUCAGUGCCGUGUACUGUCUGAGUUGUGUCUAUCGUAAAAGUGGCCGAGAAGACACCGUGUGAUCCACUGUGGUCAAGUUGUUCAGCCAGCUGUAGCCAAAAAAUUCAGGGUUGUCUGGGCAGUUGGGGUCAUCUCCAUUGCAGAGUCGUGUCAUGUUUUGGGACUGGGUGUGAGAUUGGUCACCCCAAGGUCUUAACUGAUGCUGUACUAGAUGUGGUCAUGCCAUUCAGGAGCACGAAGAACCUCUGGUGUCAGGAGUUGCCUGUAUUUAUGCAACUCUGGGUGUUACAUGAGAAGCCCUAGAAGGUUGUAGUUAUAAAUAAGUUGUCUGAGGGAAUGCAGAGGUCUGAGGUUCUAAAAGAAGGUGGAUUCUGACAGAGCUCCUCUUCAAGGUGGUUUUUAAAUAUCUAACCAUGAUCAGACAACUUAGGUAUUAAUUAUAAAAAAAAAAUAAUGUCACUCAUUGUUUUUGUCUCUUGGUGGCAUUUCCCCCUGCAGUUGACAAUGGCAAGCAAAACGUUUUAAGACCACCUUUUUGGUAAGCUUCACAAGUGUCUGUUUCAGAGCCCUGCCUGAGAGAGCAGUAGGUUUUGGUGGGUUUUGUAAUUAAAGAAGGAGAAAUAAGAUGCUAGUCUGAGAACUGGGAUUCUUCUGUCAUUUUGUAAGCUCUGUAUUUUCUUUCCAAAAAAAAGUCAGAUUAUUCACUAAAUGCAAAUUAGGCCAAACAUCAGAAGUAUGAAAAAGGAAAGCUUCUGAUCAUCUCAACAGCCGAAUGGGAAAGGAGCCCUUGAAGGCAGCAAACGUGAGGGACACUUCAGAUCAUCCGUCCCUUACUCAUAGCUGAUUGGAACAAAAACUACAACUAGAUUCGUGGAGGGUUUUGGUUCGCCAGUCUUCAACAGUUUGUGAAGUUUCACUCUGCCUGAAAUGCUGUGUGUUUUGUCUCCAAAUCUGAUGCCCACUUUUUGGUCGUCUGGGUGACACCUCUGCUUGCGGCCAGGCUUAGUUUGUUGUCGCCGGCUGGAGCCCUUCUGCAUGCCCCUCAGCACUCUUCCCUUCUUUCUGUUGCCUGGUUCUGUUACCCACUGCAGUCCCAGUUCUCUGGCUUCCUGAGCAGCGGCGGUCAUGCAGGCCUUUUACCAGAAGCCAAAUGGUAGAUGCAGCCCUCGGGGGAUGUGCACAAGGGCAGAGCAUCACUGGCUGCUCCAAGCCUCGGGUGUUUCUGUGCCUGCUCCCUUCCUGCUCUCUGGGUGACUUUGGAUUAACUUCAGCAGCAUGUUGCUUCCUCCUCUCAGCCUCUGCAGCAAAGGAGGAAUCCUCCAUUUGUCUCUUUGAAAUAUUAGGCCUCAAUGUGCUUUCUUUAUCUAGCUAGAACAUCUACUUUUACUUUUUUGGAAACAGCAGUCCUUUAGUGUUUGCUUUUUUGGGGGGGUGGUUGGUGCAUUUGUUUUUUUUUUUUUUUUUUUAGUAGCCAGACCUCUUAACAACCACGAGAACCAGAUUCGUUUAUUAUCUUGCCUCCAAGGCUCUUGGGUAGAUGACAUCAGACAUUCCUAAUUUCAGAUGGCAAAUGAUACCUAAAGUGACUUGGCAGAGAUUGUUCCUCCCACCUGAAGGACCCAGUGGCAUAGUCUGAGAAAUGGUGAGCAAAAUACUUGAACCACUCUCAGUAUUUCACGGGUACCUUUGCUCUUGCCAGAUCCCAGUUUGCUCUCUGGAAAGCCAAGUUCCUGUCCAGCAAAUUCUAGUUGUGCUAAGAUCUACCAGUUUACCAAUUGGAUCUUGUAUUUUCCUAAUUGUCUUGUAUCUCCCCUCUGAAAUUGUAAAGGCUUUGAGCAAAGAGAGCCUGGGUUCAUCCGCUGCCUGGCUCCGCCCCGCUGGGCUGGCUCUCCUCUCUCAUCAUCAGCCUCAGCACCCCUGAGGCGAUGCUGUCUGAUGUCAUUUUCUACCUGGCCACUAGGGGUGCUGCUGUGCAGGGUCACUGCCUACCCCGGCUGCCUGUCUCAAUCCCCAGAAAAUCGCACACUACCUCUGUCUUCUUCAGGCAUUGGGGUACAUCCUAACUCAUGUCGAAACUGCCAAUUUUAGGACUGAGUUGUGUUGUGGGGGGGGGCGGGGACUUACAAACUCCACUUUGUACUUUAGCUUUUAAAACUGGGGAGAAAAAUGUGAUAUACUUUGGACCACUUUUUUAAUUUAUAUAAGCCUUAAUGAACAGUGUAUAUAUUACACUUGUAUAUGGACACUCUACUCCAGAGUGGUUUUGGUGUGUCAGAGAAAAUGCUGUAGCAUUAGGACAUGAGCCUGUGUACUGUUUGUAGAAAAGGCAUAGUUUUCUGUUGGUGUGAUACUUUCCAAGAAAACACGGCAUUCAAUGUCUUCUCCUUUGUUAAAAGCUGUUACACUCAAAGCAGUGCAUGUUUAAAGUGCAUGUCCCUUUGUUGGUUGCUUUUGUCUGUAAGGAGUAAUGUAGGAACCUCAGGACAUCGCUGUUGGUGCCUGACCUCUCAUGUACUGCAUUCUUGACCUUCUGUCUUCUUUCUUGUGACCAUAACCUGUGUCAACAAAUGUCUGUUCCUGUGUAAGUUCCUCUGCCCCUCGUAUUGACUAAUUUCACCUAAAUCGUCAACAGUUUCCUUCAUGUUAAUUCUGGGUGACUCUGUUCUUCCUUUAUGACUCUGUAUGAAACACGAAUACAUAUAUACAUAUGUAUGCUGUCCAAAUAUACAUGUAUAUAUUUGUAUAGCAUUUUUACACCUUUAUGGGCCAUUUGGAUUCAAAGGGAGUGAGAAGUUAGUUCCUUCUGCAGUUUUUUUCCAAGCUGUGUCCUUAAAUAUCCUGCUACUCCGAGCCUGAGAGAACCCUAGGAAGAGGAUGUUAAUUUGCUAUCUUUUCUUAAUUAAUGAUCUGUUAUCAAACAAAACAUGGGGGGAAAGUGACUUUUGAGGUGAAAAGUAUUUCAAGCAUUCCAAAUGAAUUCUCAGUGUUCAGUAACUUUCUACUCUAAACUCACCUCCUAAAGGAAGCCAACUACUAUUUCUUACAAUGGUCAAAACCAAACUACCUUCAGGGUUUGUUUGUUUUU
Messenger RNA from Dipodomys spectabilis (banner-tailed kangaroo rat), 7363 nucleotides. It is a transcript of the gene Nedd4l, whose product is annotated as NEDD4 like E3 ubiquitin protein ligase. Bases 93 to 3020 code for a protein of 975 amino acids. The record is from RefSeq and is a predicted model, not a curated record. The transcript has 31 exons. Gene Ontology annotation, biological process: ubiquitin-dependent protein catabolic process; regulation of dendrite morphogenesis. Lineage: Eukaryota; Metazoa; Chordata; Mammalia; Rodentia; Heteromyidae. Gene Ontology annotation, molecular function: sodium channel inhibitor activity; ubiquitin protein ligase activity; protein binding.